UCUUGCAUUGUCGAGCCAUCAAUCGUAGUAGAUGAGAGUGCGCGUUAUACCGGAAGUAGGCAAGUUAGUAUCGAACAUUGUUGACCGGUCAGCAGUGUGCAAGUGGUUGAACAGUUUGCAAACUAUCGAGAAGACGAAAAGAAAGGUUUCCCGAGGAUAUAGAUAAUAUCUAGUUCUUUUAAAAACCUAUUGAUUUGUUAUCCUCUUUCACUUGCUACAGAAUACUCUGUCAUCAUGAACGGAUUAAGUGAACACACAAAUGGCAGCGAGCUCAAUGGCUGCGGUGAUAUCAUUACACAAAACCAGCAAAAGGGGUGUUGGACUAUCGGCCUAAUCAAUUCGAAAUUUCGUUAUCUCACUGCAGAAACUUUCGGUUUCAAGAUUAAUGCCAACGGUACUUCCCUUAAAAAGAAACAGAUCUGGACUUUAGAGCCAGACAACAGUAAUGCCGGUGAUAGCUUGAUCUACCUUAGGUCCCACUUAGACAAAUACUUAGCAGUAGACUCCUUUGGAAACGCAACUUGCGAAAGCGAAGAAAAAGAUCCCGGCAGCAAGUUCCAGAUCAGCGUGGCUGAGGACGGGACCGGCCGUUGGGCUCUUCGGAACGUCGUCCGAGGUUAUUUCUUGGGUGCCUCUGCAGACAAACUAACGUGCACUGCCAAAGUGCCUGGAGAUGCUGAAUUUUGGCAUGUUCAUCUAGCUGCCAGACCCCAAAUGAAUCUUAGAUCUGUAGGCAGGAAAAGAUUCGCCCAUUUAUCGGAAAAUCUCGAUGAAAUCCACGUAGAUGCUAAUAUUCCUUGGGGUGAAGACACCCUUUUCACCUUAGAAUUCAGGCAAGACGAAUCUGGGAAGUACGCAAUUCACACAUGCAACAACAAAUAUCUUUCAUUGGGAGGAAAACUGGUGGACACUUGCAACAAAGACUGUUUGUUCACUGCAGAAUAUCAUAGCGGACAGUUGGCAUUGAGAGACAGAAAUGGAGCAUACCUGAGUCCAAUUGGUUCAAAAGCCGUCCUGAAAACUCGUUCCAAUACCGUCACCAAGGAUGAACUUUUCUCCUUGGAAGACUCUCUUCCACAAGCUAGUUUUGUAGCCGCUUUAAAUGCCAGAUUCGUGUCCGUCAAACAAGGCGUUGAUGUGACUGCCAAUCAAGAAGAAAUUUCAGACCACGAAACGUUUCAAUUAGAAUUUGACUGGAGUACCAAAAGGUGGUAUAUUCGCACCAUGCAAGAUAAGUAUUGGACUCUUGAAACUGGCGGUGGUAUUCAGGCUGCAGGUGACAAAAGAUCUUCAAAUGCUCUCUUUGAUUUAGUAUGGCAAAUGGACGGUUCUGUAGCUUUUAGAGCUAAUAACGGCCGUUACGUGAUCACAAAACGUUCAGGUCACUUAUAUGCAACCUCAGACACAAUCGAUGACACUUGCAAAUACUUUUUCUACCUCGUGAAUAGGCCUAUUCUCGUACUUAAGUCGGAGCAAGGUUUUGUUGGAUACAAAUCUGCCUCAAGUCCAAAAUUGGAAUGUAAUAAGGCUACAUAUGAAACCAUUCAAGUGGAAAGAGGGGAAAAAGGCAUAGUUUACUUUAAAGGUCAGAAUAAUAAGUACUGGCAUGUUGACAGUGAAGGAGUCACUGCAGACUCUGAUACUCCUGAAGGUUUCUAUUUGGAGUUAAGGGAGCCCACCCGUUUAUGUAUAAAGACUGCCAACGGUAACUACUUAACAGCCAGCAAGAAUGGAUGCUUCCGUCUAGGUGACACAAACAUUGAAAAUGCCACCCAGUGGGAAUAUUAAAUACUCAAGUCGUAUAUUUAUUUAUUUAGGGUGUUCAUAAUACAUGUGAAUAUUUUUCUCAUUUAUGUUGCCCCCUACAUUGGCAAAAAAUAUUGUUAUAUUUUUUAUAAUUUUUUUUAUAAUGAAUUGUGCAUGUUACUUUGUCGAAUUCUAUUUAUUAUGCUUUUAUUUAAUCUAGGUAGGUGAUAUUUUUUCUAUCUCUAAUUUUAAGUAUUUAAUGUGAUUGAGAAAAUAAUUUUCAUGUAAUUCUUUGAUGUGACACUAGCCAAAAAUAUUUUAAACUGCCAAAACCUAUGGCCUUUUUUCUACAUUACCAAAUGACUUAUUACAAAUAACAAUAGAAAUAUGUGGAAGUUAUUUUAUAGUUUUAUAUUUUUUGGCAAUACAUAAGAAGGUACACUCACAAAAAAAGUUAAAAGAACAUUUUGUCGUAGACAUGUCUAACUGUAUUUUCUGUAAAACUUAAAUUUUUGUCAGUUUGCUGUGUAUUACUAAGUGUUUUGUUCGUGAGUGUACUUACUAUUAGGUAUCUGUAGUGUAUCGUUACUUAAAGUCAUUUUUACCAGAGCUAUGCAUUUAUUAUUUUUAUUUAAAGCUCGAUGGUAUACUAAUUAUUUUUUACAUAUCUCUAGUUAUAAGAGCUUUUGCAGUUUUAAGGAUACUUAUUCGUAUUUUUAUAGCUUUUAGCAAUAUAAAUGGGUAUAUCCCCAUCUAUAUUCUUUUGUAUGAUAAAUGUAAUCUUGAAUAAACACAAUAUACAUUGA
Molecule: messenger RNA, 2552 nt
Organism: Anoplophora glabripennis (Asian longhorned beetle)
Lineage: Eukaryota; Metazoa; Arthropoda; Insecta; Coleoptera; Cerambycidae
Gene: singed
Product: protein singed
Exons: 7
Coding region: 235-1788 (517 amino acids)
Biological process (GO): cell migration; actin filament bundle assembly; establishment or maintenance of cell polarity
Cellular component (GO): cytoplasm; actin cytoskeleton
Molecular function (GO): protein-macromolecule adaptor activity; actin filament binding
Source: RefSeq, a predicted model, not a curated record